Molecule: messenger RNA, 904 nt
Organism: Drosophila novamexicana
Lineage: Eukaryota; Metazoa; Arthropoda; Insecta; Diptera; Drosophilidae
Gene: FRG1
Product: protein FRG1 homolog
Exons: 5
Coding region: 79-873 (264 amino acids)
Cellular component (GO): striated muscle dense body; nucleolus; catalytic step 2 spliceosome
Molecular function (GO): actin filament binding
Source: RefSeq, a predicted model, not a curated record
ACAGAAGUCCAAUUGAGAAUCAACAGCAAAAAAAGUUUAUAAGCGUAUUUAAAGUAAAGCCAUAACAAUAAGUAAAUAAUGUCUGACUAUGAUAGUGUACGCAUAAAAAAGUUGGUUUUUAAGGGAGAAAAACACAAAAAAAGUAAAAAGCGAAAGAAGGAAAAGGAACACAAACAUGACGAGACAGUCAAACGUAGCAAGACGGUUACGGAUGAAGAUGCGAUUCAGCACGCGGGUUGGUGGACAGCGACGACAGCAGCGAGCAUUGUUGGCUCGGUGGCCAUUGAAUUUGGCGAACGCUGUUAUUUGAAAGCCCUGGACAAUGGAUUGUUUACUUUGGGCGCGCCGCACAAUCCAGGUGAAGGUCCCGAUCCGGAGGAAAUAUUUACGGCGUUUCCCAUCAACGAACGCAAGGUCUCCUUCAAAUCGGGCUACGGCAAAUAUCUGAAAAUUGAAAAGGACGGCAUGGUUACGGGACGCUCGGAGGCUGUUGGCAGCAUGGAACAGUGGGAGCCCGUCUUCGAGGACAAACAAAUGGCUCUACUCUCAGAAACGGGUCACUUCAUGUCCAUCGAUCCGGAGGACGACGCUUGUGUGGCCCUGCACAAGAAAGUGGGACCCUUAGAAAUUUGCCGCGUGCGCACCAAUGCAGCCAGGGAUGUUGUUGUCGACGAACAGCCAAAAGAGGAAAAAGGCGAUCUGGGUGAAGUUGAGAAAAACUAUGUCAAAAAGUUUCAAAAGUUCCAGGACAAAAAGAUGCGCAUUAGCAAGAACGAUGUGAAGGAGCUGGAGGAAGCUAAGGCCCAAGGACUGCUACAUGAAACUCUGCUCGAUCGGCGAAGCAAGAUGAAAGCCGAUCGAUAUUGCAAAUAAAGCGUACAAAUUUAUGUAACAGGAGGAAAAA